This is a messenger RNA of Dermatophagoides farinae (American house dust mite), 1654 nucleotides long. Lineage: Eukaryota; Metazoa; Arthropoda; Arachnida; Sarcoptiformes; Pyroglyphidae. The record is from RefSeq and is a predicted model, not a curated record.
UUAUUAGUGCUAUGAAUUUGAUUAAAACAACAUAAUGACGAAUACAUUUUCUGUCUUUUCUCCAUCGAAACCAUGUGUAUUUGUAGAUAUAAUAAUAUAAACAUAAUUAAUUUCAAUUAUUUCGACUUUUAUCAAUGACAUUACUUUUAACUAGAUGAAAUUCUCCAUAUAAAUGGAUCGAUCAAUUUUAUUUUUGGCAAAUUCGUAUUCGUAUGUUGAAUGGCACAAACCAGCAAAGAGAAAAAAUGAUUGAAAUAAAUGAAGAAAAAAAUUACCUUCUCGAAUGGUUAUUCAUUAAUCUUGGAUAUACCGGCACACAAAUGAAACCAUUACGAUGGUCCAAUUGGCCAUCAAUAAUCAAUAUUUCCAUUACAAAGAACAUGGCCACAUUUCAAAUAGAUCACAAGUCAUACAAGAUUGAUAAUAGUGAUGAUGGAUAAUAAUGAUAACUUUAUGGAAAAGAAUCAUCUUCUCAACUGUAUCCAUAUUAUAUGUGGAAAUUUUGGCAUUCAAUUACAACAAAUACGGCUAUUAAAUUGGCGAAAUAUAAUGAUCAAUUUGAUUGUAAAUUUUAUCGUCAUUUAUGGAUUAUUUAUAGAAAAUCAAUUACCAUGGCAGUCAUUAUCAUCAUCAUCAUCAUCAUCAUCACUGGAAAUGAAUUCAGAUUCAAUAUCAACAAUUGAAUUGAAACAGGGAAAAUAUUUGGAAAAUUUUUUGAAAAAUUUUUGUGAAAUUUAUUCACAAGUAUUAUGGAUAUUCAACUUAAUUUAUCAAUAUUAUUAUGGACCAAUGAUUGGCCAAUUAAUGGCCAAAACCAUUUAUGAUUGUUUAUAGUUCACGAAAACAUUCAUCAAUCAUAAUGAUUAUUAUAUUCAUAACGAUUAUAGCGAUUUUUAUUGGUGAAUUUCAUGAUGAUAAAUUCAACGAUGCUGAUAGUAUUAGAAAAUUUUUAUUUGUUAAUUUUAUCGCCUUUUGUUUGGAUCAAUCAUAUACAUUUCCAUUGUUUGUUCAUACAUAUGUUAAAUAUGCAACCAUACAAAGAUUGAAAUCAUUUCAGAUUGAUCAUCGAAUUAUAUUGAAAAGACAACGAAAGACAACGAUUCGUGGCCAGAGACCAAAAAAUCAACAACAACAACAACAACAGACCAUUAUAUUUGAACAAAUACGACAAUUAGCACUAUUGAAUAAAACAUUUGCACGUUUAUUAUCACCAUUAUUAUUAUCAAGUCUGAUUGCAUAUAAUCUUGAUAUAAUUACAAUAUUUUAUUGGUAUCAAACGGAUUUACAAUUUAUUAGCUAUCUAAUUUGGUCAUUUAUAGCUUGGUGUUAUCUAUUACAUUUAAUUCUAAUGGACCAUGAUAUUGAUCGAAUAUUACGAACAAUUAUCGAAACAAUGAUCGAUGGUGAUCGAUUUCAUUGUUGUGGUCAUUGUUAUUCACCGAAUAAUAAUAGAAAAAAAUUUAAUUUCAAAAUCAAAUCAUCAUUGAAAACAUCAUUGUUUUGUAGUCACAAUAUUUGUUGUCAUGAAUUUUAUCAAUUAUAUCGUCAUGAUUUUCAUUUAAAACUUUAUGAAUUAAGUUUAAUUGAUUGUAAAUUUUUACUUGAUUUCUGUGUUUUCAUAUUGACCUUCAUUAUAUUAUCAUUACAAACGUAA